UUUAGUGAAAAAUUUUAUUAUAUUGUUUAUUUCAUGGCCAUGGAUUUUGGUAUUAAUUUGACAUCUUAAUGAUGUAACCCAAUCUAAAGCUGUAUUUUUUUUUUUGGUGAAAAAUUUUUUUUUUUUUUGAAAAUACUGGCUGACUUUAUAAUGAUGAGACUAUUUCUACUUAGGUUUGCCCUUGUUGUGCAUACACUCUUUUACAUAGUUGUUCGUUCGUUUUGGAUAUACUAUGUGUGUGUGUAUCUCUUGCAUACAAAAAAAAACGUUGUACUUUUUUUUAACGUUUACACUGUAAGUGAUUUGGUUCUAUUGUUCUAACUUACACACAAUCAAGAAUCAACAAAUUUGUGGGAUUAAAAGCGAAAGACAACGAUAUAUGAUGGAUAAAAAACUUUCACCGUUAAAGCAAUAUAAUUUGCCAAAUAAAAAACGAAUUGAAGUGCCAUAUCAGGAAAAAAGUCAAUAUGAACUUAUCUUGUUGUGUCCAAAUACUUAUAUCGGAUCAGUUGAAAAAGAAAUCAAGAAAAUGUGGGUAUAUGACCAUCCAAAGGGAAUGGUGUUGCGUCAUGUUUCAUAUGUGCCUGGUUUGUACAGAAUUUUCGAUGAAAUUCUUGUAAAUGCCGCCGAUAAUAAGAUUCGUGAUCCGAAGAUGAGCUGUAUUCGUAUCGAUAUCAAUAGUGAAGAUAAUGAAAUCAGUGUCUACAAUAAUGGCCGAGGUAUACCGGUUGUUAUACAUGAAGAAGAAAAAAUUUAUGUUCCGACAUUGAUUUUUGGUCAUCUAUUAACAUCAUCGAAUUAUAAUGAUAGUGAGAAAAAAGUUGUUGGUGGCCGUAAUGGUAAUGGUGCUAAAUUGUGCAAUAUUUUCAGCACAUUGUUCAAGAUUGAAACAUCAUCACGGGAGUAUAAUCAUAGUUUUUCGCAAGUUUGGAAAGAUAACAUGAAAACCGCUGAAGAACCAAUCAUACGACCAUCGAAAGGUGAAGAUUUCACCCGUGUGACAUUUAAGCCUGAUUUGAAAAAAUUCAACAUGACACAUUUGGACAAGGAUAUUGUCGAUUUGUUUAGUCGUCGUGCAUAUGACAUAGCUGGAUCAUCCAAAGGCGUGAAAGUUUUUCUUAAUGGUGAAUGUCUUCCUGUUCGUGGUUUUAAAAGCUACGUUAAUAUGUUUAUCAAAGAUAAUGAAGAUGCAAAUAAUGAACCCUUAAAAUUGGCAUAUGAAGUAGUGAAUGAUCGUUGGGAAAUUGGCGUCGCUUUAAGCGAUAAAGGCUUUCAACAAAUUAGUUUUGUUAAUAAUAUUGAUACUACACGUGGUGGGACACAUGUUGAUCAUGUUGUCGAUCAAAUUAUUGAUAAACUAAUCAAAACGGUCAAGAAGAAAAGUGAAAAAUCAAAAGUUGAUCUCAAACCUCAUCAAAUACGCAAUCAUCUGUGGGUUUUUGUUAAUUGUCUUAUCGAUAAUCCAACAUUUAGUUCACAAACUAAAGAAAGGAUGACAUUGCAAAGUAAAAAAUUUGGCUCCAUUUGUGUUCCAACUAAAAAAUUUUUUCAAUCAAUCAUGGAAAUCAAAAUAAUUGAUUCAUUUGUUAACUGGUGUUUUUUUAAACAAAAAUUUGAAAUGGAUGCCAAAAUAUGUUCGAAAAAAAUCAUUGAUAUUCAAGAUAUACCGAAUCUUGAAGACGCCAAAAAAGCCGGAACAUGUAGUGCAUUGUAUUGUUCUUUGAUAUUGACAGAAGGGCAUUCAGCCAAAUCAUCGGUUACUGCUAGAUUAGGUGUUGAACGUGAUAAAUUUGGCAUUUUUUCAUUGCGUGGAAACAUGUUAAACGUUCGUGAGGCAUCGGAUAAUCAUAUUAUGGCAAACGCCGAGAUUAAUAAUUUGGUCAAAAUUCUGGGUUUACAAUACAAGAAAGAAUAUACAUCGAUUGAUGAUUUGUAUACACUCCGAUAUGGUAAAGUUCUCAUUAUGACGGAUCAGGACCUCGAUGGUUCACACACCGCAGGCUUAAUUAUCAAUUUUUUUCAUAAAUAUUGGCCAUCAUUAAUUAAUCUGCAAUAUCUUGAACGAAUUAUCACACCAAUUGUAAUGGUCAGCAAAGAAAAUUUUUUCAAACGUCUAUUCUAUUCUCUUCCCGAAUUCAAUGACUGGAAAGAUGAAAUUCCAAACAUUGAAUGCUACAACAUCAAAUACAACAAAGGAUUGGCCAGUUGGUCAUCUGCAGAGGCAAAUGAAUAUAUUUCGAAUAUGAAACGUAUCAAAAUACGUUAUGAUGAUGAUGUUGAUGACAAAGCAAUUGAUUUGGCAUUUAGUUCUAAAAUGAUUGAAACACGAAAACUAUGGAUCAAACAAGAGAUUAAAGAACGACGAAGAAGACGUGAUAAUGGUGAAAAAGAAAUCUAUCUUUAUGAAGAUAAAACAUAUGAAGUAUCAAUCAAAGAUUUUAUCUAUAAACAAUUGAUUCAUUAUUUUAUUAUGAAUAAUGAGCGUUAGAAAUGAUUGGAAAGAAGAGAGAGA
Messenger RNA from Dermatophagoides farinae (American house dust mite), 2512 nucleotides. RefSeq names its product DNA topoisomerase 2-alpha-like. The record is from RefSeq and is a predicted model, not a curated record. Gene Ontology annotation, molecular function: ATP binding; DNA binding; DNA topoisomerase type II (double strand cut, ATP-hydrolyzing) activity. Gene Ontology annotation, cellular component: nucleus. Lineage: Eukaryota; Metazoa; Arthropoda; Arachnida; Sarcoptiformes; Pyroglyphidae. Gene Ontology annotation, biological process: DNA topological change; sister chromatid segregation; resolution of meiotic recombination intermediates.